UUAAUUUUCAAAAUUAAUGAGAGGGGAUACAAGUGUUUAUUCUAUCAUUCCCCUUUGUAUUGUUAACUCGAUCUUUCGAUUUUUAGGGGGAUAAAACAGGGGUCUAGCCUUUUAAUCAUAAAGAACAGGACUUCAAGAGGCUAACAAUCAGCCAUUUCUGCUCAAGUUUUACCUCAACACAAUAUCGACAUUGUCUGACGGUUAUAGUCGCGCGGAAGACUUAAAUGUGGCUGGUGUAACGGUAUUAAUGAUCACUACAUGUGAAGUUACUAAUGUGGGUUUGUUUUCCUAAUUGCAGGCCAGAAAAGAAUGAACGUACUGGAAGAAGAGGAACAGGUCCUACGCAAGCUGGACCUGUAGAACAAUGAAUAAAUCCACUUUGUAAUAAGUUUCCCUUUUUGUACUCUAACCGCGUCUUUCAAUUUUUAAAUAUAUGUCUGUUGUGCCAGUACGUCGCGUUCUUACUUCAGUGGCGUUUACCGGUCCUGAUUGUUGUGUUGUGUUUUAGAUCUCUAUUGCUUCCAAGUGAACGCUAAUAGUACGUGCUACACUGUCUUAUUCAGAUCCAUUAAAUGUAUAAUGGGGGAUCAACUACUUUUCGAAAAUCUUGACGAGAAGCUAGAGGAUGAAGAUGGAUUUAUUACUGCAAGUUGGUUAUCUAUCACUUUCGACUUGAAUAUAGAUGCAUCGAGACGUUUGAUGGCGGCAUAUAUCCAGGCACGUGACAACUUGUCAUCUGUAUAUCUACUGACUGGGAUCAAUAAACAAAAUGAUAUAUUAGUUAAGUUGGCCAAUUCAGACCAGUUAUCACUGGCUCAGAAGUCGUUCUCGUUUCCUCCUAAAUGUGUUGUGUAUAGUAUACAACGCCGACAAUGCAAGGAUUCUUUAUCAUUGGCUUGCUACGACUUAUUGCAUAAUAUUUCUACAGAUCAAUUAAAAAGAUUAACUAGUAUUCCGUGGGAGUCAUCUUCUGAUCCACUGUCAUGUCGAGAAAAUCAAGAGACUGCACAGAAAGCACUGGAACAUGCUGAUUCUCCUGUGUUACCGAGUCUUGCUACCAGUGGAUGCAAUAAGAAAAUUAAAACUUCAGAUUUCAAAAAUUUUUUCAGUAAGAUUGAAAAGUCUGUUCAGGAUGAUAAAACGCUUGAAAAUUAUUUAGCAACAAGCACUAAAAAUAACAUAAUUCCUAAGCCAGUAGAAAGUGGGAAACUGGAUGUAUCGGACGAAGACGAAGAAUUUGGUUUGAAAACUACAUAUUCUUCGCAAAAGCGGAAAUGUAUUGUCAUUGAAUCCGAUGAAGAAAAAGAAGAGAGUAGUACAAUGACUAAGGAUUGCGUGUCUACUAAUUUAUUUAAUUCUAAAGCAAGUACGAAACUUAGAAACAAUGAUAUACAGAAAAAGCGACCUACUCGCAGAAAAGAUAAACUGAAAGUAUUAGCUUCUGAUUCAGAAGCUGAUUCAUUUUCCAUGGAGCCUACACAAUCUGAAAAAUCACCCGACAAUGUUAAAAAAAUCGGUGUUAAAACUUUGUCAACACCGAUUAAGUGUGAAGGAAAUUCAAGAACUGAGAAAUCUAGCUGUGCUGCUGGUUUAAAUCGUAUUCGUCACCAAGUAAUGAAAACGUUUGCAGAUGAAGAUGGCUUUAUGGUUACGGAAAAAGGCUGGGAAUGUUCAUCAGAUGAUGAAACCUCUAAACCGACAACAGCACCCUCUCCUUCUUGUAUGGAUCAAAAUGAGAAAAAUGAACGGGUUGUUCAACCGAAAAUUGAUAAUCCUGUAUCUCUAACUGCACCACCAACGAUUCAACAGACUAAGCCACCCAAACAAUCAAACAAAAAGAACACGAAUAAUAAGCCGGCAGCUAGUAAACAAGCUUCAUUGUCAUCAUUUUUCAAGCCUAGUAAUACUGUAAACUAAUUACUUGGAGAUUCAAUUGUUAAUUAUUUUCUAUGAUUCUCUUAUGGAAUCUCUGUAUAAAAACGAUUUAUU
Schistosoma mattheei is the source of this 1989-nucleotide messenger RNA. Lineage: Eukaryota; Metazoa; Platyhelminthes; Trematoda; Strigeidida; Schistosomatidae. The record is from the annotation of a GenBank genome assembly.